This is a messenger RNA of Corylus avellana, 2257 nucleotides long. Lineage: Eukaryota; Viridiplantae; Streptophyta; Magnoliopsida; Fagales; Betulaceae. The record is from RefSeq and is a predicted model, not a curated record.
AAUGGAAUCUCAAGAAUGGGUCCACACGUUGAAGGCAAAUGUUUUCACGUUGAAGAUAACAAAAAGCUUUACACAAGCAAUUAUUUUCCGAGUCCCCAAAGAGAGGAGAGAGGAGAGAGGGAGAGAUAUCUCGCAGCGACGAAAAUGUCUGCACAAACUGCAAACCCCAAACCAAACAUCCCAUGGAAUGUGAAGCUCUUUAGGGCAUCAACUUCGUGGAUCUUCGACGCCGCAUUACGCCCCAACGGGACCAUCAACCGCGGCCUCAUCAACUUCUUCGACUUCAAAGCUCCUCCCUCUUUCAAACCCCUCGAUGGCGUUUCCUCCUCCGACAUCACCGUCGAUCCUUCUCGCGACCUCUGGUUCCGAAUCUACAACCCAGCCCCCUCCCCCACUGGCAGCGAUCCAAACGAUGUUGUCGGCAUGCCCGUCAUCGUGUUCUUCCACGGCGGCGGCUACAUCCUCGGCCAAGCCAACUCGAUUUCGGUGGACAAACAGGCGCGCAAGUUCGCCCGAGAGCUCCGCGCCAUCGUCUUCUCCGUCAACUACCGGCUGGCGCCGGAGCAUCGGUUUCCGUCCCAGUACGAAGAAGGGUUCGACGCGCUGAGAUUCAUCGACGAAAUGGACGGACGCGAUCUGCCACCCAAUGCUGAUCUUAACCGUUGCUUUAUCGCCGGAGAAAGUGCCGGAGGGAACUUGGCCCACUUCGUAGCGGUCAGAGCCGGCGAGUACGGCUUCAAGAGGGUGAACCUCCUCGGGCUCAUAGCAGUACAGCCGUUUUUCGGAGGGGAGGAGCGGGUCGAGUCCGAGAAACGAUUAUUCUGGGGCCCGACUCUGAGAUUGGACGGGACGGACUGGUAUUGGAGAGCUUUUUUGCCGGAAGGAUCGAACAGGGACCACCCGGCGGCGAAUGUGUUCGGGCCGAAUGCGGGUGAAAUAUCGGGCGUGAGGUUCCCGGCUACGCUUGUUGUAAUUGGAGGGUUCGACCUGUUACGGGAUUGGGACCUGAGGUACUACGAUGGUCUGAAAAGAUCCGGAAAAGAGGUACACCUGGUGGAUUAUCCGACUGCGAUCCACGGGUUCUGGAAUUUCGGCGUGAUGCCCGAAUAUGGUUCGUUAAUAGAGGAAGUGAGGGCGUUCAUGCAAAAGCAAAUGGGCAAAUGAAAUAAUUAAGGUACUCCCAUUCUCCAACCCUUUCUGCGUGUCAGCUGCAUAUAUAAUUAGUCUUCAAAUUAAUCAAUAUGCUUUUAUAUUUUUAUUAUUAAAUCUUUUUUAAGAGGAUUUGAGAUUCUGAUCAUAUUCUAUGUAAGACGCAAGUGGGUGUUUUGCGUUGUAGAAUACGGUAUUUAUAAUAAUACAAUCCCGCCAUUGAAGAGCGUUAUUGCCUUACCGGUUUGUUCAUCGUCUCGGGUGAUGCUAGAGUCCUUGGUGGUUGUGUUUAGUUAUGGUGAGUUGUAAUCUAAUGUUAUCGUGUAUGCAUAAUGGCAUUAAUAGUAGUAAUUAAGCAGAAAAGGAGGUAUUUGGAAUCUUGGAUCCUCCUUUAUUGUUGUAAUUAUUUGAUUACUUCCACCAAACGGAAGUAAUUCUAGUCCUUGAACACCAACUCCGUCAAAAUUGAUCGUGCUUUGCAUUCAACGGAGAAAAUAUACGCUGAUGGAGAUCGGUUGGCCAUUGAAAUCCAAGCAAGGGGUUUGGUUUGUCAGAAACAAUGGAUUAUUUUUUUGGGCUCCGAUCGGGAACUGGCUGAAGACGGUGGCUGAACUGACUGAGGCUGGUGUGAAGACUGACAGCAAACACUGCGGAAGAAGCGGCAGCAGCGGCCAACAACAGCGCAAGGGCCUAAAAGCAAAAAUUGGGCCGACUUGAGCUAAAUCAACAAAUGAGCCCACUUGAACAGUUAUUGAAUCGACUAACUCGAAUCCGACACACGUGAAGCGCGUGAGCUGGCCCACUUGGGUGGUUAAUGGGGUUAACGAAUUUGCUUAUCUAAAUUUGUCUUGAAAAGGGUUGACUUAGGCCAAAAACCAUAAGGGGCCCAACUUAGACUGGAAACCGACAAAAAAUGAGCCGACUUGAGUGGUUAUCGAGUCAGCGCAUUGAACUCAACUUGUGCAUGGUGGACGUGAUGUGGUCCAAGUAGUGGUCCACUUGCACCAGUUAUCGGGCUUCUUCUUCUUCUGUUAGUAUCUUCUUCUUCUUGGACUGGUUAUCGGACUUCUUCACAAUUUGUCUCUUUUCAUCACUGGACAUUGUUAAU